CGGUGAUCCCAGACACAAGACUGUCUGUGCAUUGGCUCUGUAUGGUGCUCGAAGCUGGGUUCUACUACCUAACUGAGGUAGGAUCCCCACUGAUUUUCAUUACACUUGGGCACCUACCUCCAUUAGAGACCUCUGCAAGGGCAGCCUAGAGCACAGUUGUGUUGCGGGAGAAAGUACAAUAUAUUUAAGCCAUUCCCCUAAACCCACAGAGUAAGGAGGGGGAUGGGACUUCAAUCGAGACAUUUCCUGGUUUGAGGGGAUGUUGGCCAUUUUAGCCCACACACGAGCUGCCUUUACACAGUAUAACCCCGCUCACCUCCUCCGGUGACAGCCAUGGCUGGGGAAAUAGUCCCUGCUGAUUUAAACAUCCCUGGAGAGCCUUCCUCCAGAGGCAAAGUGGCUCCAUCUCAGCAUCACAAUCGCCCGAGGUGCCCGUACUGGCAUCGGCUGGCUCUGGGCCUCACAUUGGCUGGGAACGUCGUGCUGCUGGGAGUGGUGACGCGGCUGGCUGCUCGGGGUUCCCUGAACCCAUCACUGACCGGAGCCGUCCCAAAAACGAUGGAGAACGAAACCUCAGCUCAGCCCAGUCCUAAAGGAAGAGGAUGCAGCGACUUGGAGGAGUUCCGCUCUCGCCUGCGGCAACAUUUGUGUUAUACACAAAACAACCAGCCAGCAGAGGGUUCCAGCUGCAAACUCUGCCCCAAGGACUGGCUGCUGCAUGGGAACAAGUGUUACUGGGUUUCUACAGCGAUUAAAAGCUGGGAGUGGAGCCGUGACGACUGUUUAAUGAAGAGAGCACAACUGCUGGUGAUCGAUGACCGGGAGGAGAUGGCGUCCAUGUGGAAUAUUACACGGGACCAACAUCAGGUGUGGAUUGGACUUAACAUCACAUCCCCAGGCAGGACGUGGACCUGGCCGGACGGAUCCCCGUUAAAUCAAACACUGUUCCCAGUUUCGGAUCCUAAGCAAGAGAGUAACUGUGCCUCUGUGAAGAAAAACAAGAUCCAUUCUGAAAUCUGCCAAACUGAGUUGAAAUGGAUUUGCCAGAAAGCAGCUGUCCUAGUUUAAGGAGUUGGAUUUGUGAGCUCUGUUUGCACAGGUUGA
Molecule: messenger RNA, 1104 nt
Organism: Chrysemys picta bellii (western painted turtle)
Lineage: Eukaryota; Metazoa; Chordata; Testudines; Emydidae
Source: RefSeq, a predicted model, not a curated record